GCGAGAAAUCAUGCACCAAAAUAACGGAGAUUAUCGGGUCAGAGGAUCUCGUCCAUCGAGAAGUUCUGAGCACGCCGGCCCUUCUCUCCACUGCAAGAAGCCCGAAGGUUCCAUUAGAGAUACUCUUCGACUGUCUGGCAGCUUCAAAAUCUACAAAGAGCCUAUGCCGGAACUGGUAUGUGACAUACACUUGGAAAAGCUUGCGGAAAACAUCCAAAAGUAUUCGAAAAUCGAAGAAAGGAAAUACAGAGAAAACGAUAUGCAUGUGAAUGACGAUUCACAUAGUUCCGAUAGUAGACCCACAUCGGAUAAUGAAGUUAGCUCGAGCUCUGACAGAAAUAACGAUGAACCAAGUGUGCGGAGAAAGAGAAAAUCCGUCGAGAAUAUGUGUCAUGAACGAGAGCACCACGGGGAUCAUUUACAGAUGCAAGUAGCUUCAGUGAUUGCAUCGAACCUGGGACCCAUGGUGGAGAUUGUGGAAAAGAAGCUCUUGCAACACAAAAAUGCGGAAAAACUUUUGAACGAUGGCCGGGAAGUUUUCAUUAAAACGUUGGAGGAACAUAAUCAGAAAAAAGAAAAGGUUGAAAGAAAGGCGAAGCUCGUAGCAAUACCACCAAUGAAAGCUAGAAACAGGAGGUCUUCACGCAAUAGCUUGGUGUACAUAGAUGGUCCUUCUACUUCUGAAAGUCAUUCUUCAAUGGUUCAACAAGUUCCCAUCAUCGACAACAUUCCCGAAGUGCUCGAAAAUGAGACAGCUGUCUGUUCCAUUUCUAGUGAAGCAGAUCAUAAUUCGAGAGGAAUCAAAGAUAAUCAAGAAUUUGCAAUUGAAAUCAGUGGGGAAGUGUCUCGAACCGACGACAUUUGUGAUGACUUUGCCGUGUUCCUCAAAAAAUGCACAGUACUAUUGACGAAAUUUAUUGACUCCUACUAUGAUUUCCGUUCAACUAUGAAACUUAAGCCAGAAGAUGCCAUUGAGCACUGGAGUGCUGAACGUUUGACCAAAGAGGAACACGCCGCGAGGGUCACAAGAUUUGAUGUGGCGAUCGCUAGAGCGACACGUGUGCAGUAUAACAUCGAUAUCAAGCUUCUAACAAAGCAAAGUUUUGUGUUUGACGAUGAUCGUGAAGCUGCCAUUAAUAAGAGGCUCGCCCGAAUCGAGCGUUUUGUGAACGAACAACAUGAAGAAAUCAAUUGGUUUUGUUUUUCAAAUUUUUCACUCAUGGAUAUUGGAGAAACGAAGGAUAGAUAUUGUCUCGGCGAUUUUUAUGACAAGGCUAUCAGUAUGAUUCCAAAAGUGAAAGAUGUCCCGAGUGUGGUGCAACUGGCGAAAGAGUGUAAGAUGUGGUCCGCAUUUGAACGAAUUCUCAAGCAAUACAAUUUUGAGCCGCUGAAAGUUUUUGAAGAAUUGCAAAAAAUGCUUGAAAAGGAUUAUUUUCUACCGAAAGGUAAGAUCUUCUGCCAAUUCUUGCUCAAUGUCGCCCAACUGUUUUCCUAUGAUGUCGUUAAGAAUGAAUGGUCUUGCAUCAAACAAAUCGACGGGACGUUGUUUUCGGGAGUCCCAUUUGAUCGCGAUGGAAAUCUACUCCCCACUUCUCAAAAUUCGCCGACCGAAUGCUCUUCUUGAUUGUGUCAUUUUUCUCAUUUUUCCAUGUAACACAUCUAAUCAUUUCAUUUUCAUCUUACCAUUUUCAUAUUUUAAACUUGCUGCACAAUACAUUU
Messenger RNA from Caenorhabditis elegans, 1719 nucleotides. It is a transcript of the gene C35D10.7, whose product is annotated as ULP_PROTEASE domain-containing protein. The record is from RefSeq and is marked reviewed. The transcript is spliced from 7 exons. Bases 11 to 1624 code for a protein of 537 amino acids. Lineage: Eukaryota; Metazoa; Nematoda; Chromadorea; Rhabditida; Rhabditidae.